Molecule: messenger RNA, 4026 nt
Organism: Harmonia axyridis
Lineage: Eukaryota; Metazoa; Arthropoda; Insecta; Coleoptera; Coccinellidae
Exons: 2
Coding region: 1-4026 (1341 amino acids)
Biological process (GO): DNA integration
Molecular function (GO): nucleic acid binding
Source: RefSeq, a predicted model, not a curated record
AUGAAGACAGAUGAUAACAUCUGUCUUCAUCUCCGCGGUCUUCUUUGCGUCAGACCAAUAAUCCUGACUAUCUCAUGCCUACCGCUUGGAUACGGCUUGAUAACCGGCGGAAUGUCGUGUUCGGUCGUGCUCUCCUGGAUUCCGGCUGCCAGCAAACCCUCAUCACCCGGGUACGCAUACGUCACUCUCUAUCACCAAGGGGAUCCUCCCAAUCUUAUCAUCAAAGCUUACGUUAUUGACAGCCAAAUAGAUCCUCUUCCUGUCAAAGCAUUCAACGGCCGGUGGCCUGAGUUUCAGAAACUCAGCCUGGCUUAUCCACUCUUUUUUAUUCCUCGUGCCAUUGGAAUGUUGAUCGGCUCGGAUGUGCUUCCUCAUCUAGUUCUUCCUGGCACCUUGUGCCUAUCGUCUGAGCUUCCAGGUGCAUUAUCUACCACCUUAGGUUGGGUACUUUAUGGGCCGUAUGUUCGCCAUCGGAGGAAGACAAAACACGUAACCUUUUCACCGGCCACUGUUCAUGGUCGCAUUCGACCUUCUAGUCAAAAUACUUUUCCUUCAUUUUCAGCAGGGUCAUCAUCUGCUGUGUCUUCUCCAUCCCCUUCUCAGCCCAAAGUCCUUCUAUCAGAGGCCGCCUGCCAUGUUCCUUCGGACAAUACUGAUUCUUCUGAUGCUUCUGCCCGUAUCUCAUCAUCUGAUGUAAUAAGUUCUCCGGUCGUCACGGACCCUCUGAGCUCCCCGCGUCAUUCAGAUCAGAAACUUGUCAACAUCGUUCGGCGUUUUUGGGAACUCGAUAAAGUACCUGACGUGCUUCCUAUGACCCCUGCCGAGAAGGAGUGUGAAGUUCUGUAUCGCGCUGAAGUCACUCGUGACUCCACUGGCAGAUACACUGUUGGUUUGCCCUUCUCAUCUUAUCGUCUGGGUACCUCUGUCAAUGUGGCGACUGGGCAGUUUUUUCGACUAGAACAUCGUCUAGAAAAUAACCCUGAUCUUCGUGUCGCCUAUCAUGAGUUUAUGCGAGAUUAUCUCUCGAGUGGUCACAUGGAAUUGGUUCCUGAAUCAUUUGACCAUCCUCGAUAUGAACCUUAUUAUAUUCCUCAUCAUCCUGUACACCGUCCAGAUGAUCCUGCUACUAAAAUUCGAGUUGUUUUCAACGCCUCUUGCGCAUCUGCUGAUGGCAAAUCCCUAAACGAUCUUCUGCUUACCGGCCCGAAUCUGCAAGCGGACAUUUCCACUCUUCUGCUUCGUUUUCGUCUACAUCAAUUUGUUUUUACUGCCGAUAUCAGACAGAUGUAUCGACAGAUCCUGAUACGCCCUGAGCAGAGGGAUUAUCAACGCAUCGUCUGGUGUUUCUCCAAACGGGAACCCCUCCAAUAUUAUCGUCUGAACACAGUCACCUAUGGAGUUUCCUCGGCUCCUUACCUAACACUUAGAACCCUUCAUCAGCUAGCGUCGGACGACGGACUCAGAUUUCCUACGGCAAGGCAAGUCUUGCUGAAUGAGAUUUAUGUCGAUGACAUCUUGACCGGCUGUUCAUCCGAAUCUGAAGCUCUUGAACUGCGAAAGCAGGUUCAAGACCUGCUCAUGGCGGGUGGUUUUGAGCUGCGUAAAUGGGCUACUAAUCAUCUUGCCCUGCUAGACGGUAUCCCAUCUAAUCAUCGUAGGGAAUCCUCCUCUAUUGACCCCCUUCUUCUUGACCGUGAACCAAGUCUCAAAAUUCUGGGACUUGGAUGGAAUCCUGCAUCUGAUCACUUCUUUUAUUCCGUCCGUUUAAACUCAACGACAGUCACCAAACGGAACGUGCUGAGUCAGAUGGCUAGAAUCUUCGAUCCUUUGAGAUGGCUAACUCCAGUCACUUUCUAUGCCAAAAUCUUCUUUCGUCAGCUCUGUCUACUUCAUCUGGAAUGGGAUCAACCUCUCUCGAAUGAGAUUCAAAACCGGUGGUUGCAGUUUCAAUCCCAGCUUCCCACUUUGACAGAGCUUCACAUACCACGAUUCAUCCCUGCCGUUUCUUCUUCUGCUCAUUGCUUCAUCGGCUUCUGUGAUGCCUCUGAAUCCGGCUAUGCUGUAGUCGUUUAUCUAAGCACUCCUACAUCGUCCGGUCGAUUCCACGUGUCUCUUCUAGCGGCCAAAUCCAAAAUUUCUCCUUGUAAGGCAAUGUCCCUGCCUCGUCUAGAACUCUGCGGUGCCCAUCUUCUCGCAAAAAUCAUGCAUCAUUUGUCUACCCGCGUUUUACAGAAUCUCAGUGCUGACUACAUUGCCUUUUGCGAUUCUUCCGUUGCCUUGUCGUGGAUCCGUGGUGAGAGUCACAGGUGGAAGACAUUUGUGGGCAAUCGAGUCGUUGAGAUACAGGAUUUGUUUGUUGAUUGCGCCUCUCGAGGAUUGAUGCCCUCAGAUAUUCAUCACCACCCAUUGUGGUGGCGCGGUCCUCCUUGGUUGUCUCUCGAUUCCUCUCUAUGGCCCCUGUCCUCUGUUGAUUCAUCUCAAAUUGAUCAAGUGGACGAAGAAUCCAAGCCGCUCUCCGCUUUAGUGUUGACGGUUGUCUCCGGUGAACCCACCAUGAUUGACCAUUUUUCUUCGUAUCUUCGACUCAAGCGCGUCAUUGCCUUUUGUCGACGUUUCAUACUGAAUGCUCGUGGUUCAGCUUUACCUCGCACAGGUUUUCUCACCUCUGUUGAGCUUCAGGAAGCAGAGAUCUGCUUAAUACGUCUGGUUCAAUCUGUUCAUUUUGCCGAGGAGCUGGCUGAGCUGCAGAAACCAUCUUCUCGUCAUCGACUCAUCAUGAAACUUCACCUUCUUUGCGAUGAGCAUGGACUUGUUCGAGUUGGAGGUCGCCUUUCAGCCUCUUUAUUACCACAUCGACACAAACAUCCUGUUCUUCUACCGAAGGACAAUCAUCUCACUCAUCUGAUAAUCGAUGAUGCCCAUUAUCGUCUUCUGCACGCCGGUGCUUUAGCUACUCAUUCGUACAUUCGUCGACGGUACUGGAUAUUGGACGGACGUAAUGUAGUACGCAAUCGUCUGCGCAAGUGCAACCGAUGCUUUUCUUGCAAGCCCCGUCCUCUAAUACAGCCAAUGGGCAAUCUUCCACCAGAGCGGCUAUCAUCUGCUAUGGCUUUUCUAACUACUGGUGUCGACUACGCCGGCCCAUUUUAUGUGACGAGUGCACGACUACGCGGAGCCGUUAGCACGAAGGCAUAUCUGGUUGUCUUCAUCUGCUUCUCUACUAAAGCAGUUCAUCUAGAAUUGGCAUCUGAGCUGUCAACCCCAGCGUUCAUCGCUGCUUAUCGGCGCUUUGUUGCACGCCGAGGUCAUCCUUCCGUCAUCUUUUCGUAUAACGGGACCAACUUUGUUGGUGCUCAUAACUACCUUCGUGACCUUGGCCGCUUACUGUCUGCUCCACAACAUCAGCAGAGUCUCUGUGAUGCCGCCUCGUCGUCCGGAACUGACUGGCGAUUCAUACCCCCUUCCAGUCCUCACUUUGGCGGCCUGUGGGAGGCCGCUGUAAAAUCUGCUAAACAUCAUCUUACUCGCGUUAUUGGCGAGCAGAAACUCACUUACGAGGAGUUUCUCACCGUCUGCACUCAGGUUAAAGCCAUCCUCAACUCUCGUCCUCUGUAUCUUCCAUCAUCUGAUCCUUCUGAUUUUGAGGCCCUUACACCAGGGUAUUUCUUGGUUUUCCGGUCCCUAACAGCUCCUCCUGACAACGAUGUCAGUUCUGUGUCUGUGAACCGGUUAUCUCGUUGUCAACUAGUCCAGCGAUUUCAGCAGGACUUCUGGAAGCGCUGGCGUCAGGAAUACUUGCAUACCUUGCAGCAACGUCACAAGUGGUUGCAGCCAUCUACUCCUAUCCUUCCAGGUACCGUUGUCGUCAUUCGAAAUGACAAUCUUCCUCCUCUAAAGUGGUCUAUCGGUCGUAUAUCAUCUGUUUUUCCGGGAGCUGAUUCCACAACCCGCGUUGCUGAUGUUGCCACUGCGUCUGGGACAAUUCGGCGACCAGUCGUUAAAUUGUGUCCUCUUCCAACUCAGUAG